Messenger RNA from Heteronotia binoei (common prickly gecko), 1641 nucleotides. Its product is annotated as tripartite motif-containing protein 54-like. Gene Ontology annotation, molecular function: zinc ion binding. The coding region runs from base 1 to 1641 and encodes 546 amino acids. The record is from RefSeq and is a predicted model, not a curated record. The transcript is spliced from 11 exons. Lineage: Eukaryota; Metazoa; Chordata; Lepidosauria; Squamata; Gekkonidae.
AUGUCUUCGCAGAUUGCUCCACCGCCGUGCACUCUGCGGCUGGGGCAAGGACGAGCAAGGAGCGGAGGAGUCCAGGAGCACCGUUCCCCGGUGAUGUCGAGCCACAUGGAAUACAGCUCCUGCCCCCGAGAUUGCCCCACGAUGGACAGCCUGGAGAGGCAGCUCAUCUGCCCCAUCUGCUUAGAGAUGUUCACCAAGCCAGUGGUCAUCCUGCCAUGCCAGCACAACCUGUGCAGGAAAUGCGCCAACGACAUAUUUCAGUCUCGAGGGACGACCUUGGGAUCCGCUGGGAGGUUUCGCUGCCCCUCCUGCCGCCACGAAGUGGUCCUGGACCGACACGGCAUCUAUGGGCUGCAACGGAAUCUCCUGGUCGAGAACAUCAUCGACAUCUACAAGCAAGCAUCAGCCAGCGGGCCUGAUAGACCUCUGCUAAAAAGCGAGCACCCCACUUGCGAAGAACACGAGGACGAAAGAAUCAACAUCUACUGCGUGACGUGUGGGGUGCCCACCUGUUCGCUCUGCAAGGUCUUCGGGGAGCACAAAGAUUGCGAUGUGGCCCCCCUCUCGGACAUCUACAUGAAACGGAAGACGGAGCUGACAGACGGGAUCGGUGCUCUGGUGGCCGCCAACGACAGGAUCCAGGCCUACAUCAACGCUCUGCAAAGCACGUGCAGGAACAUUGAGGACAACUCCAAAGCUCAGAAACAGGCCUUGUGCGAGAAGUUUGACCGGAUGUGCGCCAUUUUGGAAGAGAGGCGGAAGAUCAUGUUGCAGAGGAUCACCUACGAACGGGAGGAGAAAACCCAGCAUCUGAAAUCCCUCACCAAAGCCUGCGGCGACCACAUCGACGCCUCCUCCAAGCUGGUGGAUACGUCUCUGCAAUCGAUGGAGGAGCCGCAGAUGUCCGUUUUUGUGCAGAACGCCAAAGUCCUCAUCCGCAAGAUUUCUGAAAUGGCCCAGAGCUGCAAGCUUGACCCACUGGAAUCGGGUUAUGACAAUAUGGAGCAUUACACAGUGGAUUUCAACGCGGAGGAAAGAGUCCUGUACCAGCUGGAUUUUCUCAAAGUUGAAGAAGAGUCCGAACCGGCAGCAGAGGAAGAUGGCGCCUGUGGGGAGGCUGAAGACCCAGGGGCUGGUGAGGGAAGAGAGGACCCAGAAGGCUUCUUUGCCUUUGGGAAGGAGGAGCAGGCUUUGGGAGUCACUUCUACGAUGAGCGAGGGUCUGAACGGCACUGCUGGUGGAGGGGAAGGGAAGGCUGUUCCCCAGCCAGGGGCAGAAAGCCAGGUUGGCGCAGAAGGCACCCUGCAGGCCUCUGAGCAGGGCGAGGACUCCCCACUGGGUCCUAGAGAGCUCCAUUUCCCAGGCUCCGAUUCACCGUCUCUGGCGGAGGGAACCUCCCAGAGCCAUGUCCUGGUGGACGUGGGAGAGCCCCAAGAAGGUGUGGCUGUCGAAGGGUUCAGCACCAUGGAGAGCUCAGCAGAGAAUGGGGAUGGAAACGCCUUUCUCCUGAAUGGAGCGGCAGCAUCUUCUAGCAGCCAGGGCCCAGCCUCCGAUUCUCCUGCUGAUACGGCGAGGAAUGAAGAGAUCAUCGAGCCGCUCCUCAGCAGCUGGUUCAAUCCCACCCUUUGGCUGCACGAUUGA